Perca fluviatilis (European perch) is the source of this 4388-nucleotide messenger RNA. RefSeq names its product G protein-coupled receptor 155a (gene gpr155a). Gene Ontology annotation, biological process: transmembrane transport; intracellular signal transduction. Gene Ontology annotation, cellular component: membrane. The transcript has 16 exons. The coding region runs from base 345 to 2825 and encodes 826 amino acids. The record is from RefSeq and is a predicted model, not a curated record. Lineage: Eukaryota; Metazoa; Chordata; Actinopteri; Perciformes; Percidae.
UGUUGUCAAAUCAGGGAUUACGAAAGUUGCUGUGUGGGAAGUAAACUAAUAUUUAUGAAAGACGACAUAUAACUAAAUAGCAAACUUUAGCUAGCUAGUCCAGAGUUAUACGGACAGUUUUUUUUAACAGUGGACUUUAUAGUUUUUAACUCCACGUAGCAUUUUUGACUCCACCGUGAGUCUCGGUUCGCCAACUAGCUAGCUAGCUAAAUAUUAGCUAACGUUAGCUGGCUAAGAGUUACUCUUACUGACAUUUGAUUGACAUUUGGUAAAUGAGGAGCCACAACUUCAGUCAGAGUAUCUGGCAGUGCCGAACAGGACUUUAACAUGACUGCAAACCAGGCAUGACAGGUGACACUGGAGGGAGGACCAUCAACAACAUGAUGGAGGCAACGGACAGAACUACCAACUUCAACUUUUCACAUGAGGAGGAAGACCCGGACUCUUCUGCUCUCUCAGCCAGCAUGUCUAUUGACAAGCUCUUACCGGCUCUCUUGGAGUGCUUUGGGAUAAUAUUAUGUGGAUACGUCGCAGGGAGGGCAAACAUCAUCACGUCCACCCAGGCCAAAGGAUUGGGGAAUUUUGUGUCCAAGUUUGCACUCCCAGCGCUGUUGUUCAAGAACAUGGUGCUGUUGGACUUUGGUAAUGUCAUCUGGCCAUUCCUAUGGAGCAUCCUCAUUGCCAAAGUGUCUGUAUUUUUCAUUGUCUGCGUCCUCACACUGAUAGUUGCCAGUCCUGAGAGCCGCUAUAGUAAGGCUGGGCUUUUCUCCAUAUUUGCCACCCAAAGCAAUGACUUUGCCUUGGGAUAUCCCAUUGUUGAGGCCCUUUACCAGAGCACAUACCCAGAGUACCUCCAGUACAUCUACCUGGUUGCACCUGUGUCCCUGAUGCUUCUAAAUCCAAUUGGCUUUGCCUUCUGCGAAAUCCAGAAGUGGAAGAAUCAGGGAAACCACCAGCAGAGAAAACUCCUGAUCAUGGGACUUGUAGUUUUACAGGUCCUGAAGAACCCUAUAGUGUUCAUGGUUGUCAUCGGCAUUAUUGCCCAUUUUGCACUGCACCAGACAAUUCCUCCCUUCAUGGCUGAAUUUGUGGAUGGCUUGGCCAACUCUUUCGGGGGAGCAGCUCUGUUCUACUUGGGUCUGUCCAUGGUGGGACAGUUAGGGAAAUUAACCAGAUCCACAGUCGUGACACUGAUAUUACUCAUCACAGCAAAACUGUUGCUGAUGCCACUGAUUUGUAAGGACAUGGUGGAUCUGUUGGACAAUAGCAACACCAGCGCUGUGAACCACUCAAGCCUCUCCAAUUAUGCCUUUCUUUAUGGAGUGUUUCCCACCGCACCAAGUGUGGCCAUCUAUGCUGUCUAUUAUAACGCAGAGCUAGAAGUUGUAACCUCUGGGAUGGUGAUCAGCACUUUUCUCUCAGCUCCAAUAAUGUAUGUUUCUGCCUGGUUACUUACAAUGCGUUGGAUGGACCCUCAGCUUUUGAUGAAUUCACUGCAGAAUGUCAGCUUUAACAUAAGCAUAGUGAGCUUAGUUGCACUGGUGUGGACAAUUACUGUUAUGUUUUUAAGUAAGAAAUUCAAGAGGCUACCUCACAUGUUUACAGUCAACCUUUUCUUGGCACAGUUUCUAACUUGUUUUGGGAUGAUCCUGUGGAACUUUGUGGUGAAAGAAGACAACUUCAUCGGGCAGGUCCUGACGUUCACAUUAUUAUGUACCUCACUCUACAGUACUUAUGUUUGGCCAGGUUUAAUAGCACUUUCUCUUGUGCUCAUGAAAAGUUAUGAGGAUGUGAAACUUUCACCAGGCGUGUUUGUCAUUGCUGGCUGGGGGGUUCCAGUCUUAGUAACUGCUGUGUUGCUAAUCUCUGGGGAAAAAAUGCCUGACACGAUUGACUCAGCAUUCUUUUACGGCAAACCGCAGAUGAUCUGCACCACAGUUGUAGUUGCCAUCGGUAUACUGCUGGGAGGGAGCUCUCUUGUGUGUCUCAAUAGAGGAAGUUGGGCCCACAAUGACCAAAUUCAAGAGGAAAACGCUGCAGAGAAUCUUGUGACUGAGGUUGAACCAGAAAACCAGACUUUGUUUGAGCCAGUCACCCCAUCAGGGGAUCUCAACAAAGUGUGCCUCCUAUGUGACUGUGCACCACCCCAGCCCAUGCCUGACAUGAUCAUCAGCACAAAUAUGAACAACACACCACUGCUCACAGGUCAGUGUGAGAAUAGCUGCGAGUCCACAGACUGCCUGCUUGUCCAAGUGGAGGAGCUCCAACAGGUUGCAGAUAGACAAGUGGCCCGUCAUGUGCUCUUAUGUCUGCUUCUGACUGUCAGCUUGCUUGCUAACCUGUCCAGCUGCUUGUGGUUGCUCUUGAACCCGGUUCCUGGUAGACUCUACUUGGAGCUGCAGUUCUUCUGUGCUGUGGCCAACUAUGGACAGGGGUUUCUCUCCUUUGCUCUGUUUGGACUGGACAAACAUUUGAUUAUACUGCCAUUUAAGAAGAGGUUAUAUAGUCUGUGGUAUGGAAAGAAGCAAGAAGAGCAGACUGAUUUACCUGAUGAAAUCAGGAUGACCUGCACCCAGUUCACCAAAUACCACAAGGACCAGUGUUUUCAUGACAUCGUCAAAAAGAGAAGGUGUGGGAAGAGGACAAUGGUGGACUGUUUUCUUGGCUGUGAACUUGUUGAGUGGCUCCAGCAGGUGGGUUUGGCUCAGGACCAUGGUGAGGCCGUACUCUACGGGACACGGUUAGAGCAGGGUGGUGUGCUCCAGCACAUCAAGCAGGAACACAGCUUCCAAGACAGUCGCCUUUAUUACCGCUUCAUGACAUAAGAUGCAAGGUCCACAUUGUGUGUGUGUGUGUGUGUGUGUGUGUGUGUGCCCAGUCAAGCUUAGAUUGCUACGACUGUGAGGAGGAAUUCUCUGCUGCCAAAUAUUGCACUGCUAUGCUCUGUGCACAUCCAGUACAGUACAGCAUUUCACAAUGCAGUAUUGUGCAGCGCAACAUCCCAGUCGGGUGUUUGAACAGACCACCUGACUGUGAUGUUCAGAAGUGCAACAGACUUGAAACUUUCAAAAUUUAAAAAGGCCAGGGCAUAAUGCAUUGUGUAGAGUUGGUCUUAAAGGGAAUUAGCCCUUUUUAAACCACCUAUGUCUUACUUUUGCAGUUUUACAUUUAACAUUUCACUCACCAGGAUAAUUGCUGAGAUCCUGAGUUGCGGUAACAUUGCUACAACAGUCAUUCAGGACAGAAACAUGAGCUGUCAGAUGAUCAUACAUGUACAGUAAACCCAGUUUAGCCAUAUUAUCAAAUCCAUUUAUUUUGCAGUAAAACUUAAAGUGGGAGUACCUGAAAUGGCAGUAAUAAUACCUACUACCAACUACCACUUAGUACUGUGUUGAACUGAGUUCAAGAGUUUAAUCAAAAAGUCAGUCUUCAAAUUCUAAUUGUCUACAACAGACAGUAAUAAUUUUAAGAUUUGCCAAAUUCCUUUGCAAAUGAAUAUGGUACUCAGCUAUUUUAUUUACAUGUCAAAUUGUCUGUUUUCAAUACCCUGUUUGACUUGGUUGUAGUGAUAAUGAUCCAUCCUUUAAUCUGCAGUGAGUAAAAUAUUUACAUAACUGAAAAGGAUGUCUAAAACAAAAAAAAAAAUAAAGCCAAGAUUUUUUUCUUUUAAAAUGCAUUUUCAAGAACAUAACAGGUAUAACCAAUGUUAAAGGGUGAAACUAGAUGUUGCUGCUUUUUUAAAAGCAUUUUUAUGCAGUCAAUAUUUGCACUUAGGACUCCGAUGUUUAAUGUGUCAUUUUGGGAGCAACAAUGCUGUCCUCAAAACAAACUAUAGCUGCAGGGAAAAUAUCCCACUCUUCUGUUGAAUGUAUUAUUUAAUUUACUUGGACUCUUCAGAGUGUUUUAUCAUCUUCUUCCAAAAGAGAAAAAGGGAAGAUGUGGUUAAAUCUGCAUCCAUUUUUAGAGUUUGUUUGUAGUCAGUUUAACUUAUGAUUCAGUUAUUACUUUUUAAAAGUGACAUCAAAAGCAAACUGCCACUUAAAAAUUAAACGGUUAUCAUUUUUAAUAAGUGAUGAUAACCAUAUGAAAUGAGUGUCAGAACUCAGGCGUUAAUGCAUGCGUUUACUUGUGUUGACAUUGGAAGUUGGGAAUGUACGAGCUGCUGUAAUUCAUUUAUUCUCAGGUAUAGGGAUAUAAAUAGAAAACUCAAUUAUAUUUUUUUGUGUUGCAAAGGUUUAUUAUUAACUCAAUGAGGUUGAGAAAACUGGUGUAAAUAAUUCUUUAAUUAAAAAAAACUUUAAUAUUGUGUAGCACACAAAUUCUGUCAAAGACUGCAUAUUUAGGAUAUGGAUUUGUUUAAAAAUAAAUGUUAUUACCGAACCCUCAAA